AUGACCCAGGUGAAGAGAAAAGCGGCAGAUCUCGCCGUGCCUUCCAAAGGGGAGGAUCCAGAAGAGCGGAAGCGGGUCUUGAACGUUCUCGCCCAAAGAAGGUACAGACAGCGACGCAAGGAGCAUGUGAAAAAGCUCGAGGCUGCCGCAAAAUCACCACAGCCUCAGACGACGGCCACAUCACCGUCGUCACCAGAGGCAGCUCGGAAUGAAGUAGCGUCAGGUGGCGAGAACGGGGCGACAGGCAGCAAAGAAGAAUCACAGCCAAUUGAUGCCUCAGCAUUUGAGAAGCUGGACAGAGCCUACCCGCCCGCCGUCUUCGAGCAGGCGGUGGCUACAUCAGUUGCAGGUGCGCUCGACGACCCUUUCGCCUACGACUUGUCCUACACAGUCUUCCCCGAAGACUUGCAGCUCUCAACCCAGAGUGAUCCAUGGCGGCUACCAUCAUUGCCCGGAUCGCCAAGUUGCCUCUCAUCAACACACGCCUCAUCUCUAACAUCCUUCUCCUCCCCAGUUACCGAUUCCACCAAGUCUCCCACUUACGACUUCCCGGAUGAAGCCCACCUUGAAGUCCUCGAGCUUGCCCUGCUUCGCGGCGCCACCGCCAUCGCUUCCCGCCUCGGUAUACGCGAGCUGAUCUGGCAACUCGAUGCGCUCUCUCCAUUCAGCGACCCACUGAACAGCUUCGCCGACUACUCUCACCUCCCACCGAACCUGCAGCCAACAGCCCUACAACGAACGCAGCAACACUCGCCCAUCAUCGACCUCCUCCCCUGGCCGACCGUGCGCGACAAGCUAAUUCAUGUCCUGUCCGCCCCAGUAGAUCUCCGACCCGCUAUCGCCGCCACGCCAACGGCGCUUGUCGACUUUGUCUACGACUUAGAAGACAGUGCCGAGGGCGCACGUAUCUGGGGAGACGAUCCGUACAGCGACCGGAACUGGGAGGUGGGUGAGAAGGUAUUUCAAGGCUGGUGGUGGGCAUUUGACACCGAGGUCGUGAAACGCUCGAAUGAGAUGCGGUCGCGUAGGGGGGCGCGGUUGCUCGGACAGGAGCGUGGGGCGGUUCUGGGCGAGGUUACGUGA
Messenger RNA from Cyphellophora europaea CBS 101466, 1083 nucleotides. RefSeq lists its product as uncharacterized. Gene Ontology annotation, molecular function: DNA-binding transcription factor activity. The transcript has a single exon. The coding region runs from base 1 to 1083 and encodes 360 amino acids. Lineage: Eukaryota; Fungi; Ascomycota; Eurotiomycetes; Chaetothyriales; Cyphellophoraceae. The record is from RefSeq and is a predicted model, not a curated record. Gene Ontology annotation, biological process: regulation of DNA-templated transcription.